Messenger RNA from Dermacentor silvarum, 2058 nucleotides. RefSeq names its product L-sorbose 1-dehydrogenase-like. Bases 50 to 1912 code for a protein of 620 amino acids. The transcript is spliced from 11 exons. Gene Ontology annotation, molecular function: flavin adenine dinucleotide binding; oxidoreductase activity, acting on CH-OH group of donors. The record is from RefSeq and is a predicted model, not a curated record. NCBI's taxonomy places the organism in Eukaryota, Metazoa, Arthropoda, Arachnida, Ixodida, Ixodidae.
GCAGCGUAGAGCGCAUCUCGUUCCCCGGGAAUACCGAAUCAGCAGCACCAUGAGCUGCAGCCUAAACGCGACGACGUGUGGCCCGCCGUGGUCCGUUGGUGUCGGCAGCCUUGCGCCCCAGAGUGAGCUGAGUCUUAUGGUGGCCUUGGUGAACCUGUUGGUGCACGUUCCUUUCACUGACCUACCUGUGCUGCAGGACUACGAGCUAGGGCAGUUGCGGCAACAGUACGACUACGUAAUCGUGGGUGGUGGCUCGGCCGGCUGCGUCAUCGCCAACCGGCUGUCGGCAAAUCCUGAUGUCACGGUGCUGCUUAUUGAAGCCGGAGGACUGGAGACCGCCUCGCGUCAAAUUCCGGCUGUCGCACCGUUCAACUUGAGAGGUCCUGACGACUGGGACUACUGGAGCGUCCCGCAGAAGAACGCCGCCCUCUCCUUCCGAGAACAGCGGUUCUCCCUCUCACGCGGCAAGGUACUCGGUGGUUCCAGCGUCCUAAAUUUCAUGUUCUACACGCGCGGUCACCCACGUGACUUUGAUCGCUGGGCCAACGAAUACGGAGCCAAGGGAUGGGCAUACGAGGACGUCCUGCCGCACUUCAGGGACAUCGAGGAUUAUCACGUGGAGACACCAAACGAGUAUCACAGAACUGGGGGCGAGGUGCCGGUAGACUACUCCAACACCACUACACUUCUGAGCCGGCUACUUCUGGAGGCGUGCAAUCAAGCCGGUUUUCCUCGUGUCGAUUUGAAUGGUCCCACGCAGUCGGGCUGCUCACGCGUGCAGACAAACGUGGCGGGCGGCGAGCGCUUCAGCGCCAGCAAGGCCUUUAUCCAGCCCAUCGUUGGUACGCGGAAAAACUUACACGUCGCACUGUACAGUCAAGUCACGAAGGUGAACUUCGAUGGCAAGCGCGCCGUGAGCGUAACGUUCACAAGGUACGGCCAGCAGCAGAACGUGUCGGCAGGUCGGGAGGUGAUACUCUCGGCAGGUACCGUGGGUUCCACUCAGCUCUUGCUGCUUUCCGGCGUAGGGCCCAGAGAGGAAUUGGAGCGCCUGCAGAUUCCAGUGGUCGCCGACCUUCCAGUUGGACGUAACCUGCAGGACCACGUGGCUCUCAUGGUUGGCCUCCCCGUAAGCACGGACGUCGUUGCCGGAAUUCCUCCCUUUAGCUUGGAUGACAUAGCGCAGUAUUCGAGCAACAGGAGUGGAACAAUAUCGAUACCAGCGGGCGGCGAAUUCUUGCAGUUUCUGCACACCGACUUUGCGACUGAUCCAGAAAUCCCGGAUGUCGAAGUGGCAGUAAUGUCUGCGACGCCAGCCAGCGAGCUAUUGAAGGCAUGGAUGGUAGGCAUAGGGCUACGACCAGAGGCUUUUGACAACUUUAUUGGGCCUACGAACGGCCAGCCUGGCUUUCGAGUGGUAACAAUCCUCAACCGGCCCAAAUCACGCGGUUCCAUCUCCCUGCGCUCUAUGGACCCCAACGAUCACCCUGUCAUUGACGAAGGCACCUUCGAGCACCCCGACGAUGUCAAGGCCGCCGCUCAAGGCACAAGAAAGUUCAUCGACCGCAUGCUGAACACGGAGGCUAUGAAGAGCAUCGGCGCCAAGCCUUGGAACGUUUCCUUUCCUCCGUGUGCCGAGGCAGGACCCCAGUGGAGUCAGGAAUACAUCGAGUGCGUGUUCCGACACCUCGGACAGACGGUGUGGCACCUGUGUUGCACCGUUGCCAUGGGCACGCACCCUGAGGCAGUCCUAGACGAGCGCCUGAGGGUUCGUGGCGAAGUGACUGGUCUGCGAGUGGCCGACGCUUCCGUGAUGCCAGACGUUGUGAGCGGCCACACCAACGCACCCAGCAUGAUGAUCGGAAGCAAGGCAGCAGCCAUGAUUGUAGAGGACUACGCUGGAUUACACUGAUUCCAUCGCUGUCAUCGACUCACGACUGUGGCUGUGGAGAGAGCUUCUCAUCGGCUAUUGCGCGACUGCAUUUCAGGGCACCGUUCCCUAAUGCAGCGUUGUAGCAGUGGUCACACACUUUGAAAUAAACAAAAAUUGGUAUUCAC